AUGAGGCCGACCAGAUUAGCCAGCCAAGUCAAUGAUAUAGUGAUAACGGCAAAGAACAUGUGCGGUAGAACUGUAAUGUAUCGAGUAGUCGAAGCUGUUGGGGGAGGAUGUUGCAGGACUAUGUAGUUCUCUCCUGAGAUCGUAGCUAUCGAGCAGGUUGAACGUUUCCUGUAUUGAGCAGAUCGUGGAGGUGAACUUCGAGUGGUGAUGUCACCAUCGGAAUCGAACACAGCUCUCUUGGCUCGUUCACGUUGAGCCAGUUGUCUAGCAUCUAAUGGCUGUGGAGGGCAGAUCACUUUGUUGAGCUUUCUCUCGUUCACUAUCGCCGAGGUUUUUCGGCUAGUUGGGGCUGUCCGUGGACUUGAGGUAGACACUUUCUGCUGAUACUGCCUCGGAGUCACUUUCAGUCCUUCUUCAGCUCGGACCAUCCGCAUAAGUUCAUUCAUGGACAAAUGAUUGUUGCAAUGGUCUCGAGACGUUCUGGCCGUGGUAAACUCUUCCGGCAUAUCAAUGAUGACUUGUUUUGGAGAAACCGGAUUGCAUGGGUGAGUGGCGCAAACCACUCGUCCAUUGACUGCCACUUUUGGAACGGUCAGCAUAUUAUUCCCAUUUAAGGCAAUGGAGAAGGCGGAUUUCGGAUCUACUUUUUAUGGUCCCCUGUUCGAGGAAAUGCUAUCUUUCUGCUCAAUAAAAGCAAACCUCCGCAAAGUAGUCGAAGAUACUCAAAAAGAAGAAAGAGGGGCAUGA
Molecule: messenger RNA, 747 nt
Organism: Haemonchus placei
Lineage: Eukaryota; Metazoa; Nematoda; Chromadorea; Rhabditida; Trichostrongylidae
Source: the annotation of a GenBank genome assembly